Molecule: messenger RNA, 1291 nt
Organism: Carassius carassius (crucian carp)
Lineage: Eukaryota; Metazoa; Chordata; Actinopteri; Cypriniformes; Cyprinidae
Exons: 6
Coding region: 690-1196 (168 amino acids)
Cellular component (GO): membrane
Source: RefSeq, a predicted model, not a curated record
UGUGUGUGUGUGUGUGUACUGGCUGGACCUUCGCUUGAAUGAAUCUCCAAGUGCGCAACAACUCCAAAGAAAAUAUCUGGGCUUCAAUUCUCUCUCUAUUACAAAAACAGUUAGACCCACCCUUACGUUUUUAUGCAAGCAUCACAAAAACAAGGGGUCUGUCCAGCCCCCUUCUCCCCAUAGGAGCUUUUAUUGAGCGUCUUCGGUCACUCCAUAAACAGCUCUGUUCCCAUCAGCCACGAGCUUUCUAGGAUUCCCAGAAACGACCUUCGAGAAUCUUAUAAAAACGCCAUCUGGAGCUGUUUUGGACAUCUGGUCAGUCCAUCCCACUUAAGGCAAGGCAUGUUGUGUACUAUUUUUUUCUUCUUCUACCCCUACCCCUAACCCUUUCCUCUGCAGUGCUGUUGAGCAUUCAGGAUUGUAUCAAGCUGUGCUGCUCUUCUCUCCAGACACACUUUUUUUUGUAUUAUAUCCGCCCACUUCCUCUCCUCACAAAGAUGUUUUUCUUCACCAGCAUCUGUAUUCCCGCAAAACGUUCCAUUAAUCCAGGGGGAUCAGAUCAUGUUUCAUACAAACUCUCUCACUAUUAUCCAAGUCUGUAAGGGGCCAUUAUAAUCGUUGAUCUGGACUGUUGAUUGUAAUGUUUUUGUUUUUUAGUACAUCAGUUGAGUUUUAGGUGGGUUUUCAGGAUGUCAAGCAACCAAAUGCCAUCUGCUGACUCGGAUCCUCCCAAAUUCCAUCGACUGUUCAAGUUUUAUGACCCUGAAGUGGUGGCACUUACGACAAUAUUAUUAGGUUUGUUCCAGCUCCUCCUGACUAUACCAGCCUACAGCAUCAGCAUUGAUAUAAAAUAUUUCUUUAUAUGCCCACUCUGUGUUGGUUCUGUGUCUGUGACUGCUGGAUCAUUUGGUAUGGCAUCUGAAAGAACUCCUAAGAGAGAACUGUUAAAAAAUUCUCUGAUCUUUGGUCUUGCUGGCCUGGUGGGGACACUGAUUGGACUUGUUCUGUAUGGUUAUGCUGCAAGUAUCUCUCUGGACCUCCCUCCUUGCUCCCUUGAUGAAUACUCUUGUCCAGAAACAAUCUUUCAAAGUUUUUACAAAGCCAUCUCCGGGCAGCUGUUGUUUUAUAAUAUUGCAGCUCUGGUUCUUCAUUGUUUUCUAUCGUUUUCUGCAUUUAAAGGACUGAGAAUACAUUGAGAUUACAUUUUCCAUACACCAGGCACUUCUCUUUUAGCCACAGAUGUUUAUGAGCAUCUAAUCCUUUAUAUUUUAUUUAGUAUUUUGCCUCAAAA